Mesoplodon densirostris (Blainville's beaked whale) is the source of this 1440-nucleotide messenger RNA. It is a transcript of the gene TMEM74, whose product is annotated as transmembrane protein 74. The record is from RefSeq and is a predicted model, not a curated record. Bases 293 to 1210 code for a protein of 305 amino acids. The transcript has a single exon. Lineage: Eukaryota; Metazoa; Chordata; Mammalia; Artiodactyla; Ziphiidae.
UCCUCCAUGUUCCUUUUCUACCCUGACCUAAAUUUCUCAGUGUUAAUCCCUGUGAUAAGUCAGAGGAUUUGCCCUUCUCACACUUUCCCACCACUAGGUAGCCUCUCCUUUCUCUUACCUCUUUUAGGAGGAAUUGGGGCUGAAGUGUCAAGACCUGUGGCUACAAAGGAGAUGAGGGCCUCAGGAGCAAUACUGCUGGUGGUACGGCCUUAGCUCCUGUUGGGUUCUUAUCUAACUGUGUUGCUACUGGCAGACUCUCUGGAAGCUGCUGGGGGAUGUCUGACUAGCUCCAAUGGAGCUCCACUAUCUUGCUAAGAAGAGCAGCCAGGCAGCCCUGUGUGAUGCUGUGGACUGGAGUUCAGGAGGGCUUCCCAGGGACCAGGCAGAUGCAGCAGCCACUAAAGCUGCUCUCUGCUGCCAGAGACACUGUACGUCGACAUCAAGAGCACCAGAGAUGGAAGGGUCUAAACUUAGCCCUUCUCCAGCAUCCCCUUCCCCCUCACUGCAAGACAGUGCUAUUCAGCCAGACUUCUUGCCACCAGGGCUUCUCAACUCAGGGAACAACCAAAUAACAGCAGAACAGAAAGUCUGCAACUGCUGUAGCCAGGAAUUAGAAACCUCUUUUACCUAUGUGGAUGAGAAUGUCAACCUGGAGCGAAGGAACCGGCGCUCCCCUUCAGCAAAAGGGAGUAAGCACCUGGGAGACCUUGGCUGGGGAAAUCCAAAUGAAUGGUCCCCCGAGGCUGCCAUAUCGCUGAUAUCCGAAGAUGAAGAUGAUACAAGCUCGGAAGCCACCUCUUCAGGGAAGUCAGUAGACUAUGGUUUCGUAAGCGCCAUCUUGUUCUUGGUCACUGGCAUCUUGCUGGUGAUCAUCUCUUACGUUGUCCCACGGGAUGUGACUGUGGAUCCCAACACUGUGCCGGCCCGGGAGAUGGAACGUCUGGAGAAGGAGAGCGCGAGGCUGGGGGCUCACCUGGACCGCUGUGUGAUUGCCGGCCUCUGCCUUCUCACGCUUGGGGGGGUCGUUCUUUCCUGUUUGCUAAUGAUGUCCAUGUGGAAGGGGGAGCUGUAUCGGCGUGACAGGUUUGCCUCUUCCAAAGAGUCUGCGAAACUCUACGGUUCCUUCAACUUUAGGAUGAAAACUAGCACUAAUGAAAACACCCUGGAGCUGUCCUUGGUAGAGGAAGAUGCUCUUGCUGUACAGAGUUAAUUCUGGUUGGGAACUUCUUGAGAGUCUGCCUUGGCAUUUUAUAUGAACUGAACAAAGCAAAGCAAAACAAAACACAACACAUUUCUUAAAAUUAACAGUGCUUUGCCUGGAGAGGAAAGUCUGUUUCCCAAACGAACAGCCAGUGAGUGUUUUUGUUCUCUAUGUACUUUUAUUUAGAAGAAAAGCCAUGUAAGAUGCAUUAAGAAACCACAACCAGCUUCACCAGUCCU